GCGUGCAUGGGCGCGCGCGCGCGACAGUGAGUGAGUGAGUGAGUGAUUCGAGACCGUCGUCGGGCGCUCGCGUUCCGUGUAUAUGUGAGCGCGACCGCGUGCGGGCGGUUCCCACACUACGUGCAACAAGUGUCAGGAGGCGACGGCGGCGGCGGCGGUGACGGUGUUUGGUAGCGGUCGUUGGAACUGUGCGGUGCUGUACACGGAAUAACGUGCGUAUGCGCGCAUGGUGCUGCUGUUGCUGGUGCAUCGGUGGUGCGUGCGACAGGAUUUGCUCGAUCGACGGAUCGGCACCCAUCAAUCGUCUGCAGUUUCGUUAUCGUCACGACCCAUCGUCACGACGACGUGCUGAGAAGGAGACCGUCACCGGCGAGGGCGCGGGGAUGGGCUGCGCCGUGAGCACCACCGGCGAGAAGGAGGCCGCCGAGCGAUCCAAGAAGAUCGACAAGGACCUCCGCGCUGAUGGCGAGCGCGCCGCCAGCGAGGUCAAGCUCCUGCUGCUCGGUGCUGGGGAGUCCGGCAAGUCCACGAUAGUGAAGCAAAUGAAAAUCAUUCACGAGACCGGUUACAGUAAAGAGGAAUGCGAGCAAUACACCCCAGUGGUAUACAGCAACACAAUACAAAGUCUAAUGACGAUAAUCAGGGCCAUGGGGGACCUUAGAAUCGACUUUGCUGAGCCUACCAAGGCGGAUAUGGCGCGACAAUUUUUCACCCUAGCAUCGGCGGCGGAGGAGGGCGAGCUGACCGGGGAACUAGUGCUAUUAAUGAAGCGAUUAUGGCAGGACCCGGGACUGCAGCGCUGUUUUGCGCGUAGCAGGGAAUACCAGCUCAACGACUCGGCAGCGUACUACCUUAACGCACUUGACCGUAUAACGCAACACAAUUACAUCCCGACGCAGCAGGAUGUUCUGCGAACGCGCGUCAAAACCACCGGAAUCGUGGAGACACAUUUCUCUUUCAAGGGCUUACACUUUAAAAUGUUCGAUGUUGGCGGCCAACGGUCCGAAAGAAAGAAGUGGAUACACUGUUUCGAGGGCGUCACCGCGAUCAUCUUCUGCGUCGCUCUGAGCGGCUAUGAUCUGGUGUUGGCCGAGGACGAGGAGAUGAAUCGGAUGAUAGAGUCGAUGAAGCUCUUCGACUCGAUUUGCAAUAGCAAGUGGUUCGUCGAAACAUCGAUCAUACUGUUCCUGAAUAAGAAAGACCUGUUCGAAGAGAAGAUCACCAGGAGCCCGCUCACCAUCUGCUUCCCGGAGUACAAGGGCGCCAACACUUACGAGGAGUGCGCCUCUUACAUUCAGAUGAAAUUCGAGAAUCUGAACAAGAGGAAGGAUCAGAAGCAGAUCUACACGCACUUUACGUGCGCCACAGAUACGUCCAAUAUACAGUUUGUGUUCGACGCCGUGACCGACGUAAUAAUCAAGAACAACUUGAGUAAUUGCGGAUUAUUGAGUUAAACAUUCCAAUACUCGAUCAGUAAACUAUCGAAAAAGAAAGGAUAUAUCUUAAUACGUUGACGACUCGUUGAUCUUCGCGAAUGCACGGGAGAAUGACGAAGAGACUGAUUGAAAGUUUCAAGAGAGGCGUAUCCGUAUAAACACAAAUACAUAUUAAUUAUGCGAGAAUUUUAUUCACAUACCCACAACACACACACAUACACAAAACACACGCAACACACACAUUAGGCUCUUGGAAUAUUUUAUCACGGUAUCAUGUAACUCUACUCGAUUUUAUAGUCUCUAAUGAAAUAUCCUUUGUAAAAAAAAUUUGCGUAAAUUUAUCCGGUUUUCUAGUACGAAUAUGUUACUCUUUAACUUAUUGAUUUUACGUUCGGCGAUUAGACAACGAAAUAUUCUCAAAUUACGAAAGAAGUAUUCAAAUUAUUCGGGAGUUUAAAUAUCAGGCUGAAGCAUUUCGCGUUGUCGCUAAGAAUAUUUUUUUUACGCACUGUUUAUAAAUGUGUAAUUAUUUUUUGGAAAUUAAUUAACAUAUAUGUUGAUCAAGUAGUCAUAUUUUCAAAAGGAUUUUAAUUCCUUGUAAUUAUGUUCAUUUCUCCUUGUGCGUAGUCAUAUUUUCGAAAGGAUUUUAAUUCCUUGUAAUUAUGUUUAUUUUUCCUUGUGAGUUUUUUUUCCAAAAAUCGAAAGCAAUAUUUGCUUUCGUACAGUGCGCAAAAGAAAAAGUGGAAAAAAAUUCAUAGCAAUGUUAAAUAUAUAAUACUUACACUUGCUCCCGAUUAAAAUCAGAAAUGUUGCUUUGUUUCUGCUAAAUUCUGUAUUUAACUAUACUAACCAAGAACUAGAUAGCUAUUAAUUUAGUGAUAUUUCCUUGUAUAUAAUUUAUUGCGCUAAAAGUGAUUACGUAAGUGAAAACAUGUCUGCUCAUAUUUACUUGCAUAUUUACUUGCAUUAUAAUGAAUAGAAAUUCUAUAUCUUUUGACGGACAACACAGCUCUCUGUGCGUCUUUUUUUUUUACAGUAUAUAUUUAUCAUUUGAAAGAAAAAUUUUUGUACAAGCUUUUCUUUUUUUUUAUAUAUACGUAUUAAUAAAUAAUAAAACAACGAGGGAUGUUAUUAUUUCUCGAUUCGCCAAACGGACGUAAUGACAAUGUUAGCAUUAGUACACAAGACGAAAUCAAAUCUUUAUACAGUUUAGAUCAAUAAAUGAAAUCUCUUCUUUUUUAA
Messenger RNA from Wasmannia auropunctata (little fire ant), 2678 nucleotides. RefSeq names its product guanine nucleotide-binding protein G(i) subunit alpha (gene Galphai). The transcript is spliced from 4 exons. The coding region runs from base 219 to 1454 and encodes 411 amino acids. Gene Ontology annotation, cellular component: heterotrimeric G-protein complex. Lineage: Eukaryota; Metazoa; Arthropoda; Insecta; Hymenoptera; Formicidae. Gene Ontology annotation, biological process: adenylate cyclase-modulating G protein-coupled receptor signaling pathway. Gene Ontology annotation, molecular function: G-protein beta/gamma-subunit complex binding; GTPase activity; GTP binding. The record is from RefSeq and is a predicted model, not a curated record.